CCAAGUAGUUUGCGGUUUAAGAGGUCUAGCAUAGGCCUAUUGAAUUCGACUCUAUGUAUAAUCCAACUAAAGCCCAAUUAUAAACAAUUGUACUGAACUUGCCGAACGUAUAUGGCCUGGGCUUUGUUUGGUCCAUGAACAAACCUGAGUUUUUAUCAUGCAAACUUGUUAUUACACGGCAAGAUCGCCAUAAUAAUAAUAAUAAUAAUACUAGACAAGUGCAAGUGCAAGUGCAAUGGCGCCAUGAUUUUGUACUCAAAUGGCGAUAAUUUUCAGAGCCAAAAGUUGCUUCGCAUCUCGUCUCAGAAACCUAACCACCUUACAGAGAUUCAACCACUCUCUAAUCGAACAAACUCCACUAUAUCCUAGAAUGAUUUCCUCUGACUCCAAGGAUCAACAAAGUACUGUAAUUGACAUAUCAAAAUGGAAAAAGAUAAAUGCAAGUGCUGUUGGUAUCAAGCGUUCUAUGAUUCCACCUUCUCCAUGGCUUGUUUUGAAAAUUCUGCAUAAUAAAGGAUUUGAAGCUUAUUUGGUUGGUGGAUGCGUGAGAGAUUUACUUCUCAAUAGAAUACCUAAAGAUUUUGAUGUGAUCACCACUGCUAAGCUUAAACAGGUUAAGAAGCAAUUCCAUCGCUGUGAGAUUGUUGGACGACGAUUUCCUAUAUGUAGAGUGCAUGUGAAAGGAUCAGUAGUUGAGGUAUCCAGUUUUGAGACAGUAGCUCAGCACAAUGAAGGAAAAGAAGAGGUCCUUAUAUCUCAAAAACCAAGUGGCUGCAAUGGAAGGGACUUCAUCCGGUGGAGAAAUAGUAUGCAUCGGGAUUUCACAAUUAACAGUUUGUUCUUUGACCCAUUCAUGAAUCAAAUCUUUGAUUAUGCCAAUGGCAUGGCAGAUUUAAGUUUUUUAAAGCUACGGACUGUAAUCCCUGCUCGCUUGUCAUUCCAAGAGGACUGUGCGAGAAUCUUGCGCGGAUUGAGAAUUACAGGCCGUCUGGGUCUGUCAAUUUCAAAGGACACUGAAUCUGCUAUACGCAAACUUUCAUCUUCUGUCAAGAGUUUGGACAAGGCCAGGAUAAUGAUGGAACUGAACUACAUGCUAUCUUAUGGAGCUGCAGAGUCUACUAUCUAUCUGCUUCAGAGAUUCAACCUGCUCGAACUAUUUCUUCCAUUUCAUGCGGCAUAUCUUAGUCAACAGGCUGGUGAAACGUUUUCUCUAGGCUCUGUGAUGCUGAUGAAAUUAUUUUUCAAUUUGGAUACACUGGUUAGUUGUGAUCGGCCUUGCACUAGCAGUCUAUGGGUUGGACUACUAGCAUUUCACCAAGCUUUGGUAACAAAUCCACAAGAUGCUCUUGUUUCAUGGGUCUUUGCUUCUGUGCUGUAUCAUGGAAAGUGGAAGGACGGUGUUGAAUUUGCAAGGGAAAAUGCCAAAAUGCAAGUCAAAUUUGCACCUGAAAUCUCAGGCUUCUCUGAAUUUAAAUCAGAUGAAGAACUUGCAGAGGAAGUUAGUCAUCUAGCUUCUUUGGUUCAAGAUUCUGUUGAUGCUUUGAUGGAUACAGAUACUCUUGCCCAGUCCAUGUCUAGAUUUGGAGUUACCUCGAGUUCUGGUUUGGUAUUUGUAUCGAAGAAAAUAGCAAAUGAUGUUGCUCAACUUUUUAAUGUGCUGGUGGAUGAUGUUGAAUCUUACAAAACUGAGAGAGAAAGUUUCAUGAUUGACUACUACCUGCUUGGGAAGGGUAAUCAGCAUGAGACUAGAUUUGUUCUUGGUAAAGUUAUUUUAGAAACUUUGAGUGGAGGACUCACUAAAGGAGUAGAGGUUGCUGAAGAUGGACCAAAGGUCAUUGAGGAGAAACAUGAUUCGAAACUUUCUGAUCUGGUCAAGGAUUACAUGGUGGAAUGGGAGGAAGAAAUACCUGUCCUGUCACCACUUGAUCAUGAACACAGCCAAAAAAAGACGGGAAACAAACGAAAAUUGGUAAUGACAAAAUCCUUUUAUGAGGAGAAGGUAGCUACAAAGGAAGAUGUUUUGAAAAAUAAGUCUGAGGCGGUGGCUAAGAAGCCCCAGAAGAUACUUAAGAUAACUCAAUUACCUGAAUUAGAGAAGAAAAAACAUCAUUUGUCUGAGAAUUCUGGGACUAGUAAUUUAAGCAUUGAGGGGAAAGUUAACCAUGAAGAGAAGAAAGAUUGCCGACUAUUAUUGCAAGAGGUGGUCAAGGACAAGACUGAAAAUUUAAAACAGAUGAUUAAGGAGAAAACUGAUCGGCCUUCUCUGUAUAAUCUUUUCAGGAGAUGACAGUUGUGUUUGUUGCAAAAGACAUGCUUUACAAUAGAAACUGGGAAGCAGCACUGCCUCAGUUCUCUUUGUAACGCACAUGCCAACCUGGGGUAACAGAAUUGCAGUAAAGCUAUAAAGUGACCGGUAAAUCUGUGUGUGUGUGGCAUGUGAGUACUGUCUCACAUGUGCAUAGAUAUAUCCUUGCCUAAAUUUUGCCUACAUGACAUAAUCUUUCUUUCUGCUGCAAUUGUUCACUAAAGCCGAAAGGCUGAUAUGGCCUAUUGCCAAUGUAACAUCAUCUAUAUUACAAAAAAGAAAAAGAAAAGAAAAAAGGAACUUUCUUUUUGUGAUUUAGAUAAAACUAUUAUUAUCAGCUCCAAAGGCCAUUGUUAUAAAAAGUUGUGUUAUGUAGCAUUUCUUUUAUUAGGCCAUAUUUGUUGUUAGAGUAGUGAGUAGUCUUAGGUAAGACAUUCAAUUUUGAAUUAGUAUUAUAGAUAUGAGCCAGAGUGUGGCAGCUUGGAUUUUGUUUACUAUAUUAGGGAAUGAUGUGCAUCAGAUGUACAGUUCUUUGUUCUAAAUGUUUUUGAGAAAUUAUCUGAUAUACAUUGAAGUUUGCUUC
Messenger RNA from Ricinus communis (castor bean), 2888 nucleotides. RefSeq lists its product as uncharacterized. Gene Ontology annotation, molecular function: nucleotidyltransferase activity; RNA binding. The transcript is spliced from 14 exons. The record is from RefSeq and is a predicted model, not a curated record. Bases 260 to 2287 code for a protein of 675 amino acids. Lineage: Eukaryota; Viridiplantae; Streptophyta; Magnoliopsida; Malpighiales; Euphorbiaceae. Gene Ontology annotation, biological process: RNA processing.